Messenger RNA from Didymosphaeria variabile, 1113 nucleotides. RefSeq lists its product as uncharacterized. Gene Ontology annotation, molecular function: fluconazole transmembrane transporter activity. The record is from RefSeq and is a predicted model, not a curated record. The coding region runs from base 1 to 1113 and encodes 370 amino acids. Lineage: Eukaryota; Fungi; Ascomycota; Dothideomycetes; Pleosporales; Didymosphaeriaceae. Gene Ontology annotation, biological process: xenobiotic detoxification by transmembrane export across the plasma membrane. The transcript is spliced from 4 exons.
AUGCCAGUCAUCGGACGCAGCAGUAUCUUUGUCUGGACGCUCUUUGUCUUCGUCAUACUCCAGCUCGGAGUCGGUCUUGCUCCAAAUCUAGCAACAUUUCUUCUCUUCCGUACGUUGACGGGCUUUUUCGGCAGCCCAUGCCUGGCCACGGGAGCAGGCACCGUUACCGACAUCUUCGCUCUGGACCAAAUCCUUGUUUACGUUUGCAUAUGGAGUUCUUUUGGAAUUUUGGGUCCCAUUUUUGGACCUAUAAUCGGUGGUUAUGUUGCUCCGGUCAAAGGCUGGUCGUGGACGAUAUGGAUAUUCACAUGGCUAUGCGCACUCGUACUGUUGGUGAUGUUCUUCUUCCUUCCAGAGACGAGUGGAGCAAACAUACUGCAUAACAGAGCAAAGCGUUUGAGACGACUGACCGGAAACAAGCGAUUCAGAAGCCAGAGCGAGAUCGACGCCACCAACUACACCAUGCAAGACCACCUGAUGGUGCUCGCGAGAGCAUUUACGCUGACGUUCACGGAGCCAAUCGUUCUGCUCAUGGAUUUUUACACAGGUCUUUUGUACGGAGUCCUCUUCAUUUGGUUCGAAUCAUUCCCCAUCGUCUUUGGUGAGAUCUACGGCUUCGACGUCGGAGAGCAAGGCCUGGUAUUUCUCGGCAUCUUCGUGGGUUCGUUCAUCACCGCUCCUUUGGUCAUCCUCUGGCUCCGAGUGAGGAUCGUCCCGAGGGUUAGUAGUCCGACCUUCAAGCCUGAAAUGCUUUUGCCUCCCGCGUUCGCCGGUUGCCUAGCUUUUCCUGUCUGUCUUUUCUGGUACGGAUGGUCUGCCCGACCAAGCAUACAUUGGAUCAUGCCCAUCAUUGGCACAAGCUUCUUCGGAAUCGGUAUUGUCACUCUGUUCAACUCAGUGUUUAACUACCUGGCGAUGUCGUAUCCAUCCGAGUCAGCAUCCAUCUUCGCAGGAAACGCGCUCUUUAGGGCAGCUUUUGGCGCAAGCUUUCCUCUCUUUGCUCGGACGUUCUUCAGGAAGCUCGGCAUUGGUGCCGGUAACUCGCUUCUCGGAGGCAUUGCGACAUGCUUCAUCCCCGUCACGUUCGUGUUGUACCGUGUAAGUACCGUGUAA